AUGUUGUGGCCUAGUAUUAUGGGAGUCCUUCAAGAACAAAGCGUUCCAGUUCUCAAAAAGCCGGCAAUUCGAGCCUUUUCGCAGUGUCCAUGGGUGUCACUUAACAACAGAGCCUUCUGUUCUAUAAAUGAAAAUAUAUCUGAAGGUUUUAAUAAAACAAAAGACGAAAGGAUAGCGUUUGGUCGUGAUUCGUCAAAGGAAGGUGUCGCGGCUCUGGGAUUGGAUUACUUGGACAUGAUAUGCAAACAUGUGCACCUUCAUCUCCUUAUGCGGAAGGCUCACCUGGCUCUCUAA
Messenger RNA from Pieris macdunnoughi, 294 nucleotides. The record is from the annotation of a GenBank genome assembly. Lineage: Eukaryota; Metazoa; Arthropoda; Insecta; Lepidoptera; Pieridae.